This is a messenger RNA of Arabidopsis lyrata subsp. lyrata, 1482 nucleotides long. RefSeq names its product transcriptional regulatory protein UME6. Lineage: Eukaryota; Viridiplantae; Streptophyta; Magnoliopsida; Brassicales; Brassicaceae. The transcript has a single exon. The coding region runs from base 452 to 1363 and encodes 303 amino acids. The record is from RefSeq and is a predicted model, not a curated record.
CUGGAAUUUUCACCAAACAUUUGCAUUGAAAACCUAAAACGACAACUAUUAUAAAACAAAAUUUAAAUUUUAAAACGAUAACUAAAUUGAAACGGAUAGAGUAUUUGUUUAUUAUGUGUAUAUAUAUUUAUGUUGUAAAAAUUCAACACUCUAUCCUUUCACAUUCAGCACAUCCCCACUAGAGAAAGAAAGAGAUAUCUGUCUCUCUCUCUCUCGUUUUCGCUUUCAGAUUGAGUUUGACUCUUCGCCAGCCACCGCCUCCUCUCUCUCUCUCUCCAUCAAUGGCGACACCAUACCUCUCCCUUCUACCUCUUUAAGUAAAAACCCUUUUUUGCUCUCUCUUUCUCUUUCUCCUCUCCAAUACGCUUCAUUUCUCAAAACCCUAGAUUCACCAACAAAACCUUAACUUCUCUUCUUCUUGUCUUUAUGUUCUUGUUUCUUUCAUGUCCAUAUGGAUUCUGGUAACAGUGGAAGCUUGCAAUCUUCAAGCGAUGACCAUGAGUCUUCCUCAACUGGUGCUCCACCAGAUCACUCCUCUUUCUUCCUCCCUCCUUUCCAACAACCACCGUCUUCCUCCACCUUCUACGGCGACCCAACAACCCUCUCCUCUUCCUCCUCCUCCUCCGCUACUUAUCUAAACUUUGUCAACAAUCUCAUCUCCGAUGACAUUCUUAACCAAACUCAUCUCCUCCCUCCUCCUCCUCCACCACCACCUCCUCCUCCUCCCUCUUCUUCCCGAAACCCUAGAAAACGAACAAGAGCUUCAAGAAGAGCUCCUACCACUGUUCUCACCACCGACACUUCUAACUUCAGAGCUAUGGUUCAAGAAUUCACCGGCGUCCCUGCCUCUCCCUUCUCUCAUCCUUUCUCCUCCACUACUCGCCGCUUCGAUAUUUUCCGAUCUCCCUCCGAUCCUCUUACUUACAACCCUUUUCGUCCAAUCCCUCAAAAACCUCAUCAUCAACCUUUGAAUCCUUCAUCUUCUUUUUUUCUCCACCAUCAUCACCACACAACUACUUCCAUGACCUUUCCUGAUCUGCCUCUCCCUCAAAAUCACCAAGUUUCUACAUUUCAAUCUCUUUUAUCUCAUCAACAUCAUCAUCAAACAACACUUUCCUCUCUUCACGACCUUGACACAAUAAAUCUCGGAGCAUUACAACAAACUCACCAUCCAACGCCUGAUGAUAACCACCAGCUAAUGAUGAGGCAGUUCUCGGAUUUUGAUCGCCGGCCGGAAAAGGCACCGGAGAUUCAUAAUAAUAUCUCCUCUUCUUCAGCUCCGAUCAAAGGCUCAUCAGGUACUACUACUACUACAACAACAACAGUUGAUCCCUGGAUUAGCCCUACAGAUUCCAAUAAUUAGAUACAUUAUUUUUUUUGAUAAUUGAAACCAUAUCUUACAAUGUUUAAAUCUAGUAAUAUCUUAAAAUCAGAUUGUAGUCACUGAGAUUGAAUUAUAUUAUCAGAAUUUUUUUUUGUGAA